AUGUCGUCGUCGGUGCAGAACCACCAACAGACCUUGCUUCAGGCGCGCACACACGUGGCAGCGAGGGACACGACAGCCGUUGCCAUAUUGGGAGCGAAGGCGGGCUCAAACGGCAGCAGCCAGAGCUUCCGUCCUGCUGCUCAGUGCCUUGAGCAUACACAGAGCUCAUUCAACCAGACGGACAUCUCGCAGCGCCCCCCAUUCAUAGCCUCCGAGGCCGCUACUGUCUCAUUACUGAGGCGCAUGGAGGUGCUCGAUAAUGGCCGCGCUGGCAGCACGAGUGACAACGCUGCUGCGAACGUUGUGCCAUCCCAUCAGUCGGUGCAGCGGCAGCGCGUGACGGCCCAUACGCUGAAUAAGACCACCCUUGCCAACAACGACGUCACGGGUGAGGCGCCGAAGCCGCCAUCUAUGGCCGAGUCAACGCUGAAGGCAGGAGCGCAGCGACGCAGGAUCGUAAAAAGUAACCGAAAUGCUGUUGCUUCUCGUGGCCCGUCUGAGUCUUUGAAGAAGUGCGGCCCCGCCGUCAACGUCAACGACGACGGUCACCGUAACGACAGUGCGAUGGCGAUGAAUGUGCCUACGCAAAUCACGGUCGCGGCACGCGGCGGUGCACGAGGGCGGGUGUUCCACAGCAACCCGUUCGUCACAAGGAACGGCAAGCGUUUCUCUGCACAGAAUGCGCGCCGCGGGAUUUCUACGGCGACGCUGUCACCGCCGCACACCGCUAUUACGGUCUCCGAUGACUACUCUGCCGACUUCAGCGUCCACGACGCGUUCGACGUGCUUAGCCCCAUGACCCCUGCGAAUCCCACCUACCAAAAGACCCUACAGGUGCAGCAGCAGCAGCAAUGGCAUAGUGGCAGCUGGAUCUAUGACCUGAAUGCUGGCGCCAACACUGACAGCUUCACGGACGAUGGCAGCCCGAUCGAAUUUGUGGUGGAGGACUUCGAGCUAGAUGACACCGUGCUUGGCGGCACGAAGCACAAUGACUUUGGCGGACAAGCUUCCAAGGGUGGCCCUGAUCGCUUCUCCACCGCUGCGGCAUCAAAUCCGGACAGGCUACGGCAGCAAAACCAUGCGCGAUGGGCCGCAUCGCGAGGACCGACCCGAGGAGCGACUCUGGCGAGUGGCACCACAGCAACGCAGCAGGCCGGUGGGGCUCGUCACUUAACCACCAAGAGCACCAUGGGCAGCGACCCUGCCGGCCCUGACUCCCCGAGUGGCGUGCUGAAGGAGCGGGCCAGACUCGCCAAAGGUGUCAAACUCCAUAACGGGCCCCCGAUGAUCAAAAUCCCGCCGCUGGCGCUCGACGUGAUCAACGCCAAUCGCAAAACUGGCAAGGCGUCGUACAAAGUUUCUCACCCCAAGCCUGGCGUGGUGGUGCCCGACAUAGAGAGCUCGUCGACGGAAUGCUCUGAUAUGCCGAACAACUCGUCCUUGCAGGGCAACUUUGAGGCGCUGGGCGUGAAGGUGUCGAACAGCCCCCUGGGGGGACGAGGCAGCAUUGAAGGUAGGGGAAACGACAAGCGAGUGGGUGGCGUCCACAAUGGCUCGCUGCUGUCGGGCAGUGCCGUGGACGGGCAUCGCGCCGGCGCCGCCGGUUCCUCAGCGUACAAGGGCAGCCUCCAAAACUGCGGGAGGCACGGCAUGCUUUCCAUGCCGUUCGAUGGUACAAGCAACGACUCGCAAGUCCACGAGGCGUCGCCGUCCCGGAAUGCACGCGAAGGUUUUCGUGGCAACUCUGGAGGUUUCGGGAUGCAUGGAGGGCCCUUUGGCUCAGUGCAAAGGCAGCGCUGGCUUGUGGAGGCGGACAAGCAUAGCUCAGGGGAGUCCAGGCCGCCGAUGACCAACGCGAGGAAGAAAGCCAAGUGUUGUGUCGUCAUGUAG
Leishmania major strain Friedlin is the source of this 1890-nucleotide messenger RNA. RefSeq lists its product as hypothetical. The coding region runs from base 1 to 1890 and encodes 629 amino acids. The transcript has a single exon. Lineage: Eukaryota; Euglenozoa; Kinetoplastea; Trypanosomatida; Trypanosomatidae. The record is from RefSeq and is a predicted model, not a curated record.